This is a messenger RNA of Hippopotamus amphibius kiboko, 814 nucleotides long. RefSeq names its product calpastatin-like. NCBI's taxonomy places the organism in Eukaryota, Metazoa, Chordata, Mammalia, Artiodactyla, Hippopotamidae. The record is from RefSeq and is a predicted model, not a curated record. Gene Ontology annotation, cellular component: cytoplasm. The coding region runs from base 1 to 585 and encodes 194 amino acids. Gene Ontology annotation, molecular function: calcium-dependent cysteine-type endopeptidase inhibitor activity. The transcript is spliced from 2 exons.
AUGUUUAAGCAAGUAACCUUAGAUGAGAAGUUUGAAGAUGCUAAACUUUCAGCUGUCACCUCUGAAGUGGUUUCCCAAACCCCAGCUCCAACCACCCAUUCUGCAGAGCCACCCCCUGACACUCCGAAGGACAGCAAAGAACUCGACGAUGCCCUGGAUCAACUUUCUGACAGUCUUGGGCAAAGACAGCCUGAUCCAGAUGAGAACAAACCCCUAGAGGAUAAAGUCAAGGAAAAAGCGAAAGCCGAACACAGAGACAAGCUGGGAGAAAGAGAUGACACCAUCCCACCUGAAUAUCGACAUCUCUUGGAUGAUGACAAGGAGGGCAAAUCAGCAAAACCACCUACAAAGAAACCCGAGGCAUCAAAGAAACCUACAGAUGCCAAAGACCCCAUUGACGCCCUCUCAGGGGACCUAGACAGCUGUCCCUCAACUACAGAAACCUCAGAGAACACAGCAAAGGACAAAGACAAGAAGACUGCUUCCAGCUCCAAAGCACCUAAGAAUGGGGGUAAAGCAAAGGAUUCUGCAAAGGCAAAGGAGGAAACUUCCAAGCCAAAAGCUGAUGGAAAAAGUACAAGUUAAAGUUCACACUAUCUGGUAUCUGCAUAUAAAAUCUUCAGCUGGUAGAUGGUGACUUUUGAAGAACAAAAGGCUUUGACAGCAGAAAAAUUUUCUGGGUGGCUUCUAGAUGGCUGUAUUUGUUGAGUCUUUUGACAUCCUAUUUGUUAUUCUUUUCCUGAAAAACUGAAUUUGUCUGGUUCACCUGUGUUAUUCUACUGAGUAUUGAUAAACUUUGAAUUUUUAAAAAGUG